This is a messenger RNA of Petromyzon marinus (sea lamprey), 1816 nucleotides long. Lineage: Eukaryota; Metazoa; Chordata; Hyperoartia; Petromyzontiformes; Petromyzontidae. The record is from RefSeq and is a predicted model, not a curated record.
UGGAGUCCACCUUAGCAUUUUGAUCCAAACCGAAUCUGAUAUGGUGACGAUAUCUGAUGGAAUCUUAUCACUUGGACAACAAAGCGUGGUGGUGCCUUACAUCAACACUCGGCUACACAUCACUCGGUUUGGGAUGGGACUCAAGAUCGCCCUACGCAAUCCUGGUAUAAAGAUAAUCUGGGCCCAAGACGUCUUGUUGGUGGUGGUUGGCAGAGGUGCUCGUGCUGGCAUGUGUGGACUUUGUGGAAACUUUGAUGGUCAAAAAGAGCUGAGUGCUAAUUAUGAAAAUAUGGACUUGCUGGCAUACGCGUACCCACAGAGACUGAACCAGGAGUGUGAGGUGAAGAGUGGCCCAGUGUGUUCUGAACCUUGGAUGUGGAGCACCUGCAGUUUGGCAGUACAGCGCAUGGGUCCAUGUGACGUGCCUGCAUCUGGCUUCGUGGCGAUGUGCAUGAACGAGCAGUGUCAUUGCGAAAACCAAACCAUGUGUGGCUGCCCCUCGCUCACCGCCUUCUCACUCGAGUGCGUCAUCGGAGGUGCCACUUUGGCCUCCUGGCGGACGUCGAACCUCUGUGCGCCCCAGGAUUGUCCUGGUGACCUUGUAUACGAGGAGUGUGGCUCCACCUGCCCACAAACCUGUGCCAACCCCUUCCAGCCCAUGUGCCAGGGUUGUGUACCUGGCUGUUUCUGUCCACCUGACUCUGUGCUAACCGUGAGCAAUGGGACUACCUGCGUGUUCCUAAGCGACUGCAACUGCACUCUGAAUGGAGACGUGUACGCCCCUGGUGCCAUUUCUCAACAGGGUUGUCGAAGCUGUGUGUGCGAGACUGGCCAAUGGAGCUGCAAUUCCCUGCCGUGUGCCGAUGGUUGUUCCCUGGAGGGUGGCUCCAACUUCAUCACGUUUGACCACAAGUCAUUCAGCUUCAAUGGGAACUGCUAUUACUACCUUUCCAUGAGUGCUGAUUGGGUCAUUGAAGUUCUACUCCGACCAUGUUCGUCAUUUCCAGUAGAAAGGGCUUGCUUGAAGAGCGUGACUCUGAAAUCUCAAUCGAUGUCCUAUGAAUUCAAAAGCAAUGGCAACAUCCUAUCCUCUAAAAUGAUUGUCCCGCUGCCUCACGAGUCCGGCAAAAUCUCAAUUUAUAAGACCUCUUCAAUGUUCCUGCAAGUGUUCACGUCAUUUGGCCUAAAAAUGCAGGUGCAGAUCUCUCCCAGCAUGCAAGUGUAUAUUACACUGCCUGAAGAAUUUAGGGGCCAUACAAAAGGGCUGUGUGGAAACUUCAAUGGAGUUGCUACGGAUGACUUCAUGUCCAGCCAGGGCCUGGUGGAAGGCACGGCUGUUGUGUUUGCCAAUUCCUGGAAGGCAAGCUCUGAUUGCGAGGACAUUGAUACAGUGGUUCAAGAUCCGUGCCUACUCAACAUGGCCUCAGCGGAAAGCGCCGAGCGCAAGUGUUCCAUUUUACGAGCACCUUCUGGAGUAUUUGCACAAUGCCAUCACCUACUAGACCCCUACAGAUACUACAAGAGGUGCAUGUCAGAUGCGUGCAGCUGCCCAGCAGGCCAGGAUUGUGUGACGGAGACUCAGUUUGCCUAUGCCCGUGCCUGUGCAUCCAAGGGCAAUGUGCUGCAUGGAUGGAGGAGAGCCACUGAUUCACUGGUGGGGUGUCUACAGAACCAGUUGUUUAGUUACGCCAGUGAUGGCUGUAAACGAACAUGCCGCUCUCUGAGCAACCAAGGUGUAGCAUGCACCGUGACUGAUGUGCCUGUGGAAGUUACUGUAAGAAUGGAAUACUGCGUUGCCAAGAUUACCCAGGUAUGA